Sinocyclocheilus rhinocerous is the source of this 1328-nucleotide messenger RNA. RefSeq names its product tricarboxylate transport protein, mitochondrial-like. The record is from RefSeq and is a predicted model, not a curated record. Gene Ontology annotation, cellular component: mitochondrion. Gene Ontology annotation, molecular function: citrate secondary active transmembrane transporter activity. The annotation marks the transcript as partial. The transcript has 9 exons. Gene Ontology annotation, biological process: mitochondrial citrate transmembrane transport. NCBI's taxonomy places the organism in Eukaryota, Metazoa, Chordata, Actinopteri, Cypriniformes, Cyprinidae.
ACACACACUCACAGAGUCUGUGUCCUACUGACAGUGAACAGGAAACUCGAGGCUGUCAAAAGAUCACACAGAGCCCGUCACUUCACUUAUGAGCGCCGUUUACACUAUAAAUACUGUUUCUGCUGUGCAGGAGGCGCGUUUUUCUGCAAACCCCGCUUUAAAACAAGAAAAAUGUCAGUGGACCAGAAAUUUGUGAGUCCUUUCCACAGACCGUAUCUCUUUGAUUCUCUGUGUUUCGCAGGUGGGAUUGCCGGAGGCAUUGAAAUCUGCAUCACGUUUCCUACAGAGUAUGUGAAAACUCAGCUUCAGUUAGAUGAGAAGGCAAACCCGCCUCGCUACAAAGGCAUCGUUGACUGUGUGAAGCAGACGGUGCGUGAUCAUGGGGUGAAGGGUCUGUACCGCGGUCUGAGCUCUCUGGUCUAUGGCUCUAUUCCCAAAGCGGCGGUGAGGUUUGGGAUGUUUGAAUUCCUCAGUAAUAAGAUGAGGGAUGAGUCUGGGAAGCUGGACAGCACGCAGGGGUUGAUCUGCGGUCUGGGCGCAGGAGUGGCCGAGGCUAUAGUCGUGGUGUGUCCUAUGGAGACUGUAAAGGUCAAAUUCAUCCACGAUCAGACCUCAGCGAACCCAAAGUACCGAGGAUUUUUCCACGGCGUGAGGGAAAUAGUCAGAACACAAGGACUCAAAGGAACAUAUCAGGGACUGACCGCAACAGUACUGAAGCAGGGCUCAAACCAGGCCAUCCGAUUCUACGUAAUGACCGCUCUCAGAAACUGGUACAAAGGUGAUAACCCCCAGAAGACUAUUAACCCCCUCGUGACCGGAGUGUUUGGAGCCGUUGCUGGAGCCGCAAGCGUGUUUGGAAAUACACCACUGGAUGUGAUCAAAACGAGAAUGCAGGGAUUGGAAGCUCACAAAUAUAAGAGCACAGUUGACUGCGCCAUCAAAAUCAUGAAACAUGAAGGACCGGCUGCAUUCUACAAAGGCACCGUGCCCAGGUUAGGCCGGGUCUGUAUGGACGUGGCUAUAGUGUUCAUAAUCUACGAGGAAGUGGUUAAAGUUCUCAACAAGGUGUGGAAGACGGAUUAAUGGAGGCGUGACGCUGAUGGGCGGAGUCUGGCCUUCAUGACAUCAUACCGGUGUGACCACAGAGAGCCUUUACUCAGCGGCCAAAAUAUCUGCCAACGGCAGACGACACAGAAAGUCACUGGAAUGUGCUUAAUUACCAUCAUUUAAUCAACAGAGGGAGAGAUUUUCCCAACUAAUGUGAGAAAGACACCAAAUACUUGAAAACUAGUUUUUACCCCAAAGACCAAUUUAAAUAUUAGACUUUU